Molecule: messenger RNA, 327 nt
Organism: Brenthis ino (lesser marbled fritillary)
Lineage: Eukaryota; Metazoa; Arthropoda; Insecta; Lepidoptera; Nymphalidae
Source: the annotation of a GenBank genome assembly
AUGAAGGCUUUGAUAUUCAUCGGUCUGCUGGUAUUUGUGGGUAUGGCAUACGCAGCAGCGUUGCCUGACCCCUUGAUGGUUGAGGCUGCCCCGGUUGAAUCUGAAGUAUUAACCCCUGCAGAGAGCGGAUAUUAUGGUGGAGGCAGAGGUUGGGGAGGUGGUGGAGGCAGAGGUUGGGGAGGAGGUGGAGGCAGAGGUUGGGGAGGAGGCAGAGGCUGGGGAGGAGGCGGAGGCUGGGGAGGAGGUGGAGGUAGGGGUUGGGGAGGAGGCGGAGGUAGGGGUUGGGGAGGAGGCGGAGGCUGGGGAGGAGGCGGAGGCUGGGGCCGC